AUGGUGAAUGAAAUCAAAACGCUGGGAAACUUAGUGAACAGCAAGAUUACUGCUGUAAAUAGUACGGGUUCCGGGUUUUUAAGCAAUAAUGAAAUAAUCGAAGAGGGUGAUACAGUGAUUGUUUAUGUUAAUUAUGGGACGUCCUAUGCGGUGGAAGUGAGACGUGGUCUCAUUCUCACAAUGAAAUAUGGUGCUUUGAAGCAUGAAUAUCUUAUAGGAAAACGUUAUGGAUCUCGCGUUAGUGCUACAGCGGGUUAUGUUUAUGUAUUACGUCCUAAUGCAGAAAUGUGGACGCGUGCUUUGCUUCGGCGGACACAGAUUAUCUACACACCUGAUUGCGCACUAAUUCUGAUGCUAUUAGAUGUUAAACCGGGAUCAAUAGUUUGUGAAUGUGGUACGGGAAGUGGUUCGCUUUCACAUGCACUAGCAAUAGCUAUUGCACCCACAGGACACCUGUAUACGCACGAUAUUGAAGAGCCAAGAGUCAAACAGGUCGAACUCGAGAUGAUGAAACAUGGAUUAGGUGAAAUUACUACAUGCGUGCAUCAAAAUGUUAUCGAAGACGGAUUUUCUGUGGAGAAUGUAUGCGAUGCAGUGUUUCUGGAUCUUCCUGCUCCAUGGGUUGCAAUCAAACAUGCAAAGCGUGCGCUGAAUCAAACACAUGGUGGACGUGUGGUCAGCUUCUCUCCUUGCAUUGAACAGAUACAAAGAACAUGUAACGCUCUUCAAUGCGAGGGUUUUGUGCAAAUCACUACAGUGGAAUUAGUGCCGAGAAAGUUGAAAGUAAUUGUUUUUGUUUUGCCUAACCUUUGUUCUUCGGAUAUGGAAAUAUAUUCAUUAUCACUUUAGUGUAGAUAGGGCAUAUGGAAGUUUAUUAUACGCGAACUUGAUCAGCCAGCUGGUGUAGUUUUUUUUAGAUUUGUUGAAGUUUUUGGGACAUGUCUUCUAAUGGUUAGAAUUGGGCGCUCACUGACUGUGUUGAAUAAAAACAAUAAGAACGAUUAUUUGAAGCACUUCUUUGUAUUUUGAUCUCUAAUCUCAGUUUAUUUGGUGGCAAGAGUGCUUUUGAUCUCACGAUGCUCCCUUCUUUUAACGAAAGCCUUCAAGUUAUCCACAAUUCUGGAUUUGUUGAACCUUAAUAUUCGUGAGUUACUUGAGUCACAUAAGUUGCUAUUUCGAUAUCGCUGCAUGAAAAUACAAAAGAUGGUCGGGGCAUUUUCAGACAUGAC
Messenger RNA from Loa loa (African eye worm), 1229 nucleotides. RefSeq lists its product as hypothetical. The coding region runs from base 1 to 849 and encodes 282 amino acids. The transcript has 6 exons. Lineage: Eukaryota; Metazoa; Nematoda; Chromadorea; Rhabditida; Onchocercidae. Gene Ontology annotation, biological process: tRNA methylation. The record is from RefSeq and is a predicted model, not a curated record. Gene Ontology annotation, cellular component: tRNA (m1A) methyltransferase complex; nucleus.